Molecule: messenger RNA, 711 nt
Organism: Yamadazyma jaroonii
Lineage: Eukaryota; Fungi; Ascomycota; Pichiomycetes; Serinales; Debaryomycetaceae
Source: the annotation of a GenBank genome assembly
AUGCCAGCUUUACAGAAGUUUCAUGCCAAUGUGGCACGUCAUGUCAAACUGAUGGAUAAGAACAUCUGUGCCAACGUCAUAAGACAUGAAUCAAUUGUUACUACCAGGGCCAAAGCUAAAAGAGUGCAACCAAAAUUAGAACGAUUUUUAACCAAAACUUUAAGAGAAAAUGAAUCGUUGGAGAAUAAGUUGGAUAACAAACAUUUAAGAUUUUUACAACCUCCUGAUGUCAAAACCUUGGGAAACAAGAUAGUGGAUGAAUUAAGUGAUAGAUAUCAAGGAAGAAAUGCAGGUUAUACCAGAUUAAUAAGGUUAGAACCAAGAUUGGGUGAAGAUAAAGCACCUAUGGCAGUUCUCGAGUUAGUAGAUUCUAAUUUCGAUAUCAAAUUCUGGUAUACUGCUAAGAUAGUCGCCAGAUUACAAUUACAAAACUUACCUUUAGAUAAAUUAACCAAAUACGAAGUCAGCAAGUUGAUAAAAUUCAGAAAGAAUGGUCAAGAAAAGUUUGAUGAAGCCGUUGAAACUGCAAAGAAAGAAUUCUUCAAAUACAACGCUGAAACUGGAGAAAUUGAAGACGAAGCUAUCAAACAAAACUUAAAGAAUAAACCAAGAGACCAUGGAAUAAACUUCCAAAAAUCCAAGAAAUUCCACACCAAAGAAAGAUUCGACAAGCAAUCAGUCGAAUUACCACAAUCUCCAUUUUUAGCUUAG